Messenger RNA from Terrapene triunguis (Three-toed box turtle), 723 nucleotides. Its product is annotated as titin-like. The transcript has 9 exons. The annotation marks the transcript as partial. NCBI's taxonomy places the organism in Eukaryota, Metazoa, Chordata, Testudines, Emydidae. The record is from RefSeq and is a predicted model, not a curated record.
CGCCUGAUGUUCCCGAGAGAGUAGUCAUAGAAGAAAUAUUACCAAUUUCUAUUACUAAAAAAGUGAAGAAGCCACCAGCUAAAGUGAGUGAAGAAGAGCCUUUCUAUGUAGAGGAGGAAGUACCUGUCCCUGUUCCCAAAAAAGUGGAAGCCCCACCAGCUAAAGUGCUUAAGAAAAAACCACCAGAAGAAUGGAAACCCCCUGUUGCUAUUGAAAUAGAAGAACCUCAGUUCACCAAAGUAACUGAAGUGCAAAGGAAAAUUAUCACCCAAGAAAAAGUAGCUGUCACUGAAAAGGAGGAAGCUCCACCAAAAAGAGUGCCAGAAGUUCCCAAGAAAGCUGUGCCAGAAGAGAAAGUGCCCAUUCCGGUCCAUAAAAAAGUGGCGGCUCCACCAGCUAAAGUGACUGAAGAAGAGCCUUUCUACAUAGAGGAGGAAGUACCUGUCCCUGUUCCCAAAAAAGUGGAAGUCCCACCCGCUAAAGUGCCUGAGAAGCCUAAGAAAGUUGUCCCACCACCAAAAGUUCCUGCUGCUCCUAAAAUUGAGGAAGCUCCACCAGCGAAAGUGCCUGAAGUUCGUAAGAAAGCUGUUCCUGAGGAGAAAGUACCUGUCCCUGUUCCUAAAAAGGCAGAGGCCCCGCCACCCAGAGUACUUAAGAAAAAACCACCAGAAGAAUGGAUACCUCCUGUUGCUAUUGAAAUAGAAGAACCUCAAUUCACCAAAG